Xyrichtys novacula (pearly razorfish) is the source of this 22065-nucleotide messenger RNA. NCBI's taxonomy places the organism in Eukaryota, Metazoa, Chordata, Actinopteri, Labriformes, Labridae. The record is from the annotation of a GenBank genome assembly.
GAUAUGAUGUUUACUUUGCUUUAUAGAGUGGUACAGUACGACGGGGUAUUAGGGCCAUAUUAAGAAAGUCAUCAAAUUAAUCAAAUAUAAAUCAUUGUUUGGAUUUGGCUCUGUCUUCUAACUGAAACGUGCGGAAUAUAAAGCCUGCUGUUGGCGAUUUACUGGGGGAAUGGUUUUAAUGUCGCACAAGGUGAGAGUUGAAGGGGAACAUGGCAGCAGGCAUCAGUGCUAAACAUGGAUUAUUAAGUAGUAAAACGGCACUUUAUCACGCUCUGCACAGAAAUAAACCACCGACGAGUGUUUUUACCCAAAGAGCGGCGGACAUCCAGACUGUGAGAGCGGCGACCAGCGCGACAGCAGACUCACAAGUGAAUGAGAAGUACUGCCUGGAUCUGGUCAGGUGGGUCUGACUGCUGCUAACAACAACAGAAGCUGGAGGAGCAGAAAGUGAAUCAAACCUUCAUUUACUGAGCAGCUGUAAGAGUUUAAAUACCGGGGUGGAAACGCCCUGAUAUGUGACCGGUCCCUCUGUCAAAAAGACCCUGCAGACACUUUCAAGAGUGGGUUAAAUACAGAGUUUUACAGUAAGGCUUCCAUCAACCAAACUCCAUUCAAAUAUCCGUCAAAAAUUCAGACAGCGUAAAAAGUCAUAACACUCAAACGCUAAUUCUACAAAAUAAAUAUGAGAACAAAAUGCAGCAGGUCUUAGUAUAAUUUCGGCUUUAUAAGUGUGACUAAGAAGCUUUUGUUUGUACGUCGUUUCAACUUUUAAACUUUGGAAAUCAGGAUACGAGCCAAUCAAAGUUAGGUUAGAAAUCACACAAAAACGCCCUGCGAUCAAAGUCUAACACGGUAAAAUACAGUAUGUGCAGUUUUGUUUUUAACUAUGAAAAACAGCUUCUUUUGGGUAUCAGAUAUUGUGUAAACACAGAGUUUGAUCAACCAAACUCCAUUCAAAUAUCCGUCAAAAAUUCAGACAGCGUAAAAAGUCAAAACACUCAAAAGUUAAAUUUACAAACUAAAUGUUAGAAAUAUGUUUGUGCAGUUUUGUUUUUCGGUAUCAGAUAUUGUGUUUAAAGGCGUUUGUUAGAUGAACGUGUGUAAUGUAGAUGCAGGUAAGGUGUUUUAUGAUGUAGAAGUUUGAAAGUUUUUAUCUCAAAAGAAAAGAAAACAGUUUCACACAAGAAAAGCGUUAGGCAUAUUAUUGCACUGGAGCAAUCGUGUAAUGUGUUUUUAAAUGAUAAUAGAUGAACCUGUGUUGUUAUGAAGUCCAGGGUCUGAGCAGGUCAUGUUUGUCUGUUGAUUGUCACAGAACAGAAGAAGAUGUUGACGUGUGAAGACACUGUGGCAAAAACUCUUGGUUUGAAUGUUACUAAAUGAGGAUUUUAAACGGAGCUGUCUCUCCUCCUCAGGUCCAGGGACUAUGACGGCUUUGUGUCGUCUCUCCUCCUCCCAGAGGAGGCCCGGCGCUCCUCUUUGGCUCUGAGAGCCUUUAAUGUGGAGCUGGCACAGGCAGGUAUUCCUACAGCCAGGCUGGAUUGAGAGUGGAGGUGGUAAAGAACUGUAAUCCUGACUGAGAUUAAGAUUAAAACUGUUUUUAAGAGAAAGUCUGAUAAAGUCAAACCUGGUGUGACCUGGUUGUUAGAGACGCUCCUGCAGACUGCUGCUGCUCAUCAGUAGACCUCCUUUUAGCCUGCUCUCAAACAUUCUCCACAUGUAUGUCAAAGGUCAAAGACUCCGUUUCCCAGAAGACCAUUGGUUUGAUGCGAAUGCAGUUCUGGAAGUCGACCAUCGAAGAUAUCUACAGAGAUGAUCCUCCAAACCAGCCAGUCAGCGCCGAGCUGUGGAGGGUAAGAGAGAGAGAGAGAGAAAGAGAGAGAAAGAGAGAGAGAGAGGGAGAGAGAGAGGAGAGAGAGAGAGAGAGAGAGAGAGAGAGAGAGAGAGAGGAAGAGGAAGAGAGAGGAAGAGGAAGAGGAAGAGAGGAAGAGAGAGAGAGAGAGAGAGAGAGUGAGAGAGAGAGAGAGAGAGAGAGAGAGAGAGAGGGAGAGGGAGAGGGAGAGGGAGGGAGAGAGAGAGAGAGAGAGAGGGAGAGAGAGAGAGAGAGGGAGAGAGAGAGAGAGAGAGAGAGAGAGAGAGAGAGAGAGAGAGAGAGAGAGAGAGAGAGAGAGAGAGAGAGAGAGAGAGAGACGGUUAAAAAUGAUCUUUUUAAAAAUGACGACUGUGUUUUACAGGUGGUGAGGAAACAUUACCUGACAAAGAGAUGGCUGCUGAGGAUCGUCACCGAGAGGGUUCGUCUCUGCUGUCUUUAUUCAGAGCCUCAUCUUUAGUUUGUUUGUUGUAGUUUAUAAUCUCUGUUUUAUUGUAAUAAUAGAGAAAAUAGUUAAAUCUUUGUGUUUGAGCAGGAGAAGGAUCUGGACGACAGAGCGUACAGAAACCUGCAGGAGCUGGAGACGUACUCCGAGAACACGCAGUCGUCUCUGAUUUACCUGCUGCUGGAGUGUUUAGGUAAGGACAGGUGAGGCUGCAGGUGGAUCCAAGUACGAGCAGAGAUGAUAUAAACACGUAAUAAACAGUUCAGCUGCUCGAGGGAUACACCUGAUGAUUUUAAAAGAGGGAGGAAUAUGAAGGUGAAGAAGUGAUGUCACAGCCAAUCAGAAUUCUUUGUUUUGUUUUGUGGUUAUUUGUUUCUGCAGGAGUGAAAGACGUCCACGCAGACCACGCAGCCAGUCACAUCGGUAAAGCUCAGGGAAUCGUGACGUGUCUGAGAGCGACUCCGUAUCACAGCAGCCGGCGGAAAGUCUACCUGCCCAUGGACGUCUGCAUGCUGGUGAGCCGAACCUCACCGAGAAAUCUCCUAUUUUAUUCUGUUUUUAUACUUUUAUAUUCGUAUUUAACUGAAACAUACAGUAUAAGACACAGUAUAACAGGUCUGAAGUACUUCAGGAGUAUUUUAGUACAUCUGAUCUACUGGAGGGCAUCGAGAAGGCAGCUUGGGACAUUUCUCCGCUGGAAGAGGAGACGACACUUUUCUAUGAUUUGUAGCAUGAAAGAAAAUUUAAAAGGUGUUUUUUUUACAUUUUCUGUCUGUAAAGGCAGCGAGAAGGAACUUUGACGACAUAUUUCAUUAUGGAAGGGCAUCCAGACGGUUUUUUUCACAUGUUUAUACUGUAAGGACAUCAGGGGGCACUUCCUGUUCUGUGUUUGAUGAAGGUUGUGCAGCAUGAAGAUCACACUUGUGAACUUAAAGAGCAUCUAAGAGGCAAAAAGGUCUUUAAUAAGCAUUAAAGUCACAUUUUAGAAUAAAAAGAUCUGAGCCUGAUUUAAAGGACUUAAAGCAGAUCAAUCAUGAGGAUCACAAAGACCAAAAAAUGGGUUCAGGUUUGAAAAAAACCUGGAAAUGAAAAUGUGAACGCUGAACCCUGCACACACAUCUAUACACAUCUACACACGUCUACACACAUGUACACACUCUCAGCUGAGUCAUGGCGCGGCCUUGGCUGACGUCAGGGAUCAUUACACAACAACAGCGGAGCAGAAGAGCUUCCUGUGCGAGAUACAUCCACGCCACGGGUGAACAAACGGGGAAACAAACAGUCUGGAGGUUCUGUGAGGAGGAGGACCUAAGGAGGAGGAUCUGAGGAGGAGGAGGAGGACCUGAGGAGGAGGAGGAGGACCUGAGGAGGAGGAUCUGAGGAGGAGGAGGACCUGAGGAGGAGGAUCUGAGGAGGAGGAGGACCUGAGGAGGAGGAGGACCUGAGGAGGAGGAGUGGGAGGAGGAGGACCUGAGGAGGAGGAGGACCUGAGGAUGAGGAGGGGGAGGAGGAGGAGGAGGAGGAGGGGGAGGAGGGGGAGGAGGAGGAGGAGGGGGAGGAGGAGGAGGAGGAUCUGAGGGGGAGGAGGACCUGAGGAGGAGGAGGAGGAGGAGGAGGACCUGAGGAGGAGCAGGAGGAGGAGGAGGAGGAGGAGGAGGAGGAGGAGGAGGGGGAGGAGGAGGAGGAUCUGAGGAGGAGGAGGACCUGAGGAGGAGGAGGGGGAGGAGGAGGAGGAGGAGGAGGAUCUGAGGAGGAGGAGGAGUUUACGGUGCAGAUGAAGCAUGAAGGCUCUAACGUCAGAAACCUCAGGAGGAGGACAGUCGAGCCAUCCACUCCUCCACCUCCUCUCUGCUGACGGUAGAGGGCGCUGUGGACACACUGAAACACCCUGAGAACAUCCAGUAAAGGCACAAACACAGAAACAGGAUGAAGAGCUGGACUCAAAGGCAGAUCCUGGAGAUGUCUCCAGUUAAAAACAGUUAAAAACAGUUAAAACAGUUAAAAAACAGUUAAAAACAGUUUAAAAACAGUUAAAAACAGUUAAAAACAGUCAAAACAGUUAAAAAACAGUUAAAAACAGUUAAAAACAGUUAGAAACAGUUAAAAAAACAGUUAAAAAAACAGUUAAAAACAGUUAAAAACUGUUUAAAAACAGUCAAAACAGUUAAAAACAGUCAAAACUGUUAAAAAACAGUUUAAAAACAGUUAGAAACAGUUAAAAAAACAGUUAAAAACAGUAAAAAAACAGCUAAAAACAGUUAAAAACAGUUUAAAAACAGUUAAAAUCAGUCCUCCAGAAGACCGAACCCUCCGACUGUGUGUUUCAGCUGAUACUGAGGAAUAAUCCAGAGUGAGAAACGACAAAGAAAACUCACAUCUGACAGUAAAUAUGAUGAUCUUCUCUCCGUUUCCUCGUUUUGAGUCUUUGCAGAAACUUAAAACACUGAAUCAUCAUUUUAUCAAUAAUAAGAAAAAAAGACGAAGAAUCAGUGGGCCUGAGAUCGAACCCUGGGGAACUCCCACUUUAACGUUUAGCCUGGUUCCACUCAUGAAAAUGAAACAAAGACAUCUGAGAGUGACGGGUGGAGUUAGUGGACAGUGACGGAGGAGCUCUGACUGAUCACAUCAUUGAUCAGUGGAGGACAGGCGAUCAAUGAGGGUGUGAUCAGACGGGCUUCUUCUCCUUCUUUUCAUUCGAGCACAACGACCUCGUGUUUGUGAAGACAGAGUGAGAGGACGGAGAUCGAGAAACACGAGGAUAAAAGAUCGAACAUCAGAUUAAAGAAGACUGAAUGUGUUAAAGACUUCAAAACUUGAAAAAUACAAAGAAACACAAACAACAUUUAACAUUUUUAAAGAGUUUAUGGACACAGAAAUAUUUCACGUUUGACUUUCAGCUGUUUGACGAUUUUUUACCUAAAACUAAUCUGAGUUUUCAAAAUACGACUUUGAUAAUUAUGGAAUUAUUCAUUAAUAUUCAUUAAUAAUGAUAAAAACCAAUAAUAAAGGUUAUUAUUAUAAUAGCUCAAGUUGAGAAUAUUUCCAACAUAAAUAAUAUUUUGAUAAUAACGAUAUUUAAAACAAUAUUUAUGUUUGAAGACAUGUUUAUGUUAUUAUUAAUAUUAUAUUGUUAUGAUCAUUAUAUUCAGACAUUAGAUUUAUACUACUGUUCUGUUCACUGUUCUUGUUCUUUUUUAUUAUUAUUAGUAAUUUUCAAUUAUGUCUUAAAUCAAAUGAAUAAACCAACAACGGUGGGUUGGAUUAAAGUCUAUUUUAUUUUAAGCUUUUUAAAGUUCGUCUCAGGUCAGAAUAUUUUUGUUUUUCUCAGGCUGACAUUUGUUGGUUUUCUUCCUCAGGAAUAAUCGACCGAAGGUUCACGUCUCUGUUGAUAAAUUACUCUUCUUCUUUCCUUUUUAUCAUUUAUUUUUUCGUCUUUCUGCCUCAUUUUCCAUCAUUUUCCUCUCGGAGAGCCGUCUGACCGUUUCCUCCAGCUGUUAUUUAACGGUGGAAAUUAUCCUGGGAGCAGAAAUCGUUCGGUCCUUUUAGACACAGAGUGGAGGAGAUAAAAUAAAACCUUUUGGCCUCAAACAGAAACUCCAAUAUUUCAUCUUUUUAUUGAGAGUGACCCACCUGCACACGUGAAUCCUCACAGACUUCAUUAAGUUCAUCUUUUCACAUCGUAAGAAGAUGACAGAGAUUCUCUCAUGAACAUCUUAUCAUCAAACUCGUUCAUUUAUUUGAAUGUUGGUUAUGAAGCAGGACAAAACUCAUAAAAACUUUAGGACGGGUGUCAUGUGAAGCUUUUUACAUCCAAGGCCGUUUCCGCGGUAACUGGGUGUCAUUUUAAUACGAGUUGUUUCAUAAAUAAGAAAAUAAAAACUUCAUAUUUUCCAGCUUGUUUUUUCUAAAGAGCGUCAGAAAAACCUGUCGGGUACGAGUUUUGACUCAUCGGUUAAAAAACACUGACGCUGAAGUGAGACAUCGGUUCACAUGUUAAAAAAAAUAUUUGAUUUAAAAGAAUAAAACUCAAAGUUUCUUUAUCUUUAAAUUGUUGCCUCUUUGUACCUGAACUGUGCUGCUGUAACUUUGGAUUUUCCUCCUGUGGGACUAUAAAAGGAACAUCUUAUCUUCAAAAAGGAGAAAAUCACCAAAAUCACCAAAAUCACCAAGAACUUCUGUUUCUGUGUCCUCCAGCACGGAGCUUCUCAGGAGGACUUCAUCCGCGGCCGACGGGAUCAGAAAGUCCGAGACGUGGUGUACGACAUCGCCAGCCAGGCUCACGUUCAUCUACAACACGUACGUACAGAAAAACGUCGGCUUUGUGAAACUUUACUGUGUGGUGAUCUAUUUAACCAAACAAUACUCAGAGUUUUCAGCUUCAACUCUUCUUAUCUCAAACUUUGAGAAAAAAACAACUAGAAACAAAAACCCCGAACAAAAUAAUUCAUCUGUACAACAAACAACUGAACAUGUCGAAGAUAAAUGAACACAAACAUGUUUGUCAGAAAUAAACGGUUAGAUGAGGAACAGAGUGAAGCAGAGAGAUGAUCCUGAACCUUCCUUUAAAAUUAACGAUUUAAAUAAACUCUGUUUGUAUAAAUGACAAAGAUCUGAAUAAACACCUUCAUAUUAAACACAAAGAUAUCAGCUCUACCCUUCAGAGGUCACUUAUUAUAGUUAUAUUUAUUAUAUUAUAAAACUAAUCUGUGUUAUAAUAUUCUGAAUUAAUAUGACUUCUAUACAUUCAAGUAUAUUUAGUAUAAAACCACAUUUUUGUUAGUUUACUUCCAUGAAUCUCUGAAUUCUUCUCUGUAGUUUGAUUUAAAUAUUUUUAUGUUAUUGGACAUUUUUAAAGUGACGUGAUCAAAGCUGUCCCACAGUUUAACACAGACUUUAUAAUACAGAGAGUUUUAUGGACGAUCAGACAGAUAAACUGAUUUCAUCUCAGCCUCAAACACUUGGAUCUAAACUCAGACGUCAGCUGUGGGGGUUAGUUUUUACACAGAGAACUUCACAAACUUCCAUCAGAGUGAAAAGGAUGAGACGUGUGCAGACUCGUGUCAACGGAGGUUUUUACCACCGUGUCAACAAACAGGUGAAACCACUUUAAUGUGUCGUGGGGUGACUCUGCUGACCUGAACUUUAGUCACUGUCUGAGUGUGGGAGUGGGGUGUUUUUGACGCGCUUCUAAUCCAAUCCAAGGUUGUUGUUGUUGAGGAAUAUUUUACCUUUUAUUGAUUAAAUGAAAAACAAACAAAAAAGACGGAAACGUCCAGCUGACUACGACGGUGAUGAGGGUGAGAGUGUUGUCAGAGAUGAGUGAGGACCAAAGUUUCGUCCUGUUUGGUCGUCGGAGACUUUCCUCGAGGAGACCUCCACAAGUGUUUUUAUUUUUAGAGAAGAGACCCGACAGUGAAGAGACCGACACUGAAGGACUCCUGAUCCGCCUCUCUCUCUCUCUCUCUCUCUCUGUUUCUCUCUCUCUCCUUCAGGCUCGAUCUUUCAGCUCCAACGUCCCCACAGCUGCAACUCCAGCCUUCCUGCAAACGGUGAGUCUUUAAAAACGACCACGACGCCGUCUGAGGGGUACGGGGGAUUGUUCUGUCUUUAAACCACAACAAAUCUAGAAUAAGACGUUUAACUCCGACAAUCAUGGAGGAGGAGCGAAGAUUUAACAGCAAAAACAAUCAAAACAUCCGAGAGAAAAACGACAAACCAGAAAUAAAUUCACGGAAAUAGAGAGGAGGUUACGUAAUGAUCUCUUAACGUGAAUAAAGGAAAUAAAGAAAAGGAAAAAACAUCGAAGACUUUCCUGAAAACAGAACAUUUCUAAACGACAGGAAGUGAACAUCCAGAGGUUCGACUCAGAGCAAUGGAUUAAAACAGAGUGGCGACACUCCCAUAGGCAUACGCUGUACAGCCCGGCGGACCCCACUUCCGGGUUAUGGAACGCUUAUUAGUUCCAACAUGACCGCCUGUCACGUCGGACGCCGUUCGCUUCUAUGGCCACAAGGCAAGCGCUCACUGGAUUAAAUGAUAAAAUAUCAACAAGUUUAAUGCCAAUACAUGUGUUAUUGAUAUCGAGGGGACCCCUUUAUAUGUAAAAAUGUAUAUCCCAAAUGUAAUUACGUUUUUAUAGUCAGGAAUUGGGAUCGAUGUUUUAGCCACGGUUUGCUCCCACACUCCCCGAGGUAAAAUAUUGUAUCAACUGUAGCGAUUUGAAAUGAGCCUCAUACGGUCGCACCAAAAUAUAUGUAGCGAUUUGAAAUGAGCCUCACAAGGCCGCACCAAAAUAAUACUGCAGCGAUUGGAAUUUAUAAUAAAUGUCUGAAGAUUAAUAAUCUCAAAUUAUGACAUUUAUGCACUCGUUGAAAGGGGCACCACCCACCCUUAAUGGUGGGAAAAUAAAGAAAACAAAGGUUUAAUUCAGAAAUCAAACAUCAAGUCAGUUUUAAUUAAUCAGUCUUAAUUAAUCAGUCUUAAUUAAUCAGUCUUAAUUAAUCAGUCUUAAUUAAUCAGUCUCAUAUCUUAAGUCGAAAUUCUAAUUUCAGGGACUCCACUUCUGGAAGAACACUAACAGACAGGAACUUAGAAAAAUAAUGAUCUGUUUAUUACAGGAUAAAUGAUGGUACAACACACAUGCAAUAAAUGAUAAGAUAAUGAGGAUAAAAUAAUAAUAGGUGAAUAAAUAAAGAUUCUGAGUCAGGCUAGGAGCACUAAAGUUAAUGAUAGUGAGUGAAUAUGCGCUAACAUAUUAACCUACACUAACUUUGGUGUCGAGAUAAACUCGGAUGUGGAUUUGGAGGAAUCUAAGAUCACCAGAAAUAGGUGGAUAUCUGAGUUAUGAACGCAUGAGACAGCACCAGCCCUCUUUAGAGCUCUGGAGGUUUGCAUACUUAAGUGAGACUGGUCCUUGGAGAAGAUGGAGCAGGUUCCGAAGGUCCGGGGCUACUGGCGGUUCGAGCGGUUCAGCUCAGAAGACGACUGAAGUCAGCCGAAGGAUGAGCCAGGAGUUGCAGCACUCGGGCCCGAAGCAAAGCCAGCGCCUGUGGAUCCUGUGGAUGCUCGUUUGGGUACUUCUUUGGUCUCACUCAAAAACUCUGGCACAGAGGAUGACCUGGGCCUGCUGGGUUGCGUUCAGAGGUGACUUUGAAAUCACGCAGAAAACUCAGAAAAACGAGGCUCGAAGAGCAGAGAAAACUUUCAAAAAUGGCUUCGCGAAAUUAAAGAAAAAUCAAUCAAAGGCUUAAUCUUGAAUUGCUAUGCGCACAAAAAGUUGAAGUUUCAAAACUUGAACUAAGACGAUGUUAAAGAAAAAUCAACGUGAAUCAACACGUGGCGUAAAACUUAGAAGACUAAGAAAAAGUUCUAAGAGAAAAUAAAGAAACGCACCACAGAAGGGUGUGGGCAGAAGAGAAGGGGCAUAAGAGCCGGGGACAAGAGAGUCAGCAGAAGAGCAGAAGCAUAAGCGGAAUGAGAGACAUAAGAGGAAUAAGAGAGAAAAAGAGCUAAGAGAGCGUAAGAGAGUGAGCAACCCCACUCCACUGGUUUUAUCUUCUCACACUGGGAGUGUCUGAGGAGAAAGAGGAGGGGUCAUCGGGUCUCUGAUUAUUUGAUCUAACUUAUUCUUUUGGCUGGUAAAAGAGUCAGAUCUGAUACUCACUCACUAUGAUUAAUAUCAUUGAAUGCUUGGUUUCAUGAUAAAUAAUUUGAUACUAAACACAUAUGAAUGAAGUGUAGGAUCACAUCAAACAUUCUCAUUAUAUUUUAAGUAUCACAUUGAACAUGCUAAAUUACUCUGAAAUGAAACAGAUAGUAACACAUGGAAACUGUGAACAACAAAAGAGUAAACACAUGUGAAUGAACGUCAUCAUGAUUAAUAAUGGAUUCUAAAUACUCACAUUCAGAUUAUUCAGUGACAUUAUAACCACCUAAUGGUUAAGAUACUAAAUAAAUAACUAAAAUAUAAACCAAACAUUUCUAAACUAUUUCUGUUACUUAGAGUAAACUUAGGAUUCAUAGUCAAUAAAUUUAACUCUUAAAAGUUCAUGAAACAGUCUGAAAAGCUGUUGGUCUAAAGAACUAAAGAAUAAAGGAUUUAUUCUGUCAGAUAAGAUAACUUGGCUUCUGAAGCACAUAGAAAAACGGGAAACAUCUCAUUUUAACACAAAUUUCAUGAUUAGACAGAUUAGUACAUUGCUGAAUGCGUAAGAUGUCAUGAUCAGUCAUUUGUAUUCUUUCACCAAAGGAAUGCAGUCUUUAUCAGUGUAUGGUCGAGCAGGGUUUUACGACCGAGGUCUGGAGGUCAGUGUCCCCCCUUAUCCUGGAGUCCGUAUGUUCACACACUUUAAGACGCUAAAUCUCAAAUGGGAGAUCUGGGUUGAGACGUUAAUGUUUAUUUAGAUGGUCAGUAAUGGAGUCAGUUUGAAAGGUAAUAAAAACUCUGUCUCUGUUCGCCGAACUGACCAAUCCUGAAGAGUCAGAGGUUUAGUCAACCUCCGGUUGGGUCACUUAUUUAACCUGAAAGUGCAAACACGUCUGGAAAGAUUUAUAUCCUGUUUCCUGGGACCAGAUAAGGAAACUUUCCUGUAAGGAAUGUGUGGGUUUCACAUCCAGGGUUGUCUUGAUUGCUACAGUCCCCCCUUCGUCACGGUGGUCCUGUCCAUGGAGCAUCGGGACGACGAGUAGACAACCAUGAAGCAGCAGCAGGUGUAUGCAAAUAGGACUGAUGCGUCUCAUCAUCAGUAUGUGAAUCACUAGUACUGCUUUGAGAUAAAAUUAAGCAUGCAUUAAGCUAUCAAAUAAAAUCGUCUAGUUGUUAGAGUUUUCUCAGUUAACUAUUGGUAGACUAAUGUGAAAGAAAAUCUCCUAAUUUUCAAUAUUAAUGAGAUUUAGAAAAACACGAUUUAGUGUGAAUGCUAACUGGAUCUAAAGCUAUAGCUGUUUUUCAUGCUUGCUGGAGAAGUCUGAAAGUUCCAUUUCAGUUUCAAAAAUGGUUAAGACUUAGGUGGAAAAGAAAUGUCUGCUAUAGACAUAUUAACCAUCUGUGUAUGAGCAUAGUCAACCUGAAUCACAAACAUCAAAAGUUUACUGCACAGAGUUUCUCUUAACUUUGUCUGUUAAACUUGGGGAUGAUGCUCUUAUUGGUUUGACUAAUUAUCUGCUGUUGAGUCUGAAAUUUGUCAAUCUGAGUCUUAAUGACAGAAAUUUCAGCUUUUAAUCUAUUCAUGGGAUAUUUGACAGCUGACAAGCUGACCAUAUUGACAGAGGAGAGACAAAUGCUAACAAAGAAAGCAGCAACUGGGAUUGCAGUCAUCAAUGUAUCACCACAGCAUUUGGAUAUCUUAUUGGAGUCAUUUAGCUUUGGCUAGGUGACUUCUGCUUUCGCAGGACUCACACCUUCAUGACUCCACAGUGUUAAUCUCAGUGGUUAGCUGAGUAGUCAUGUUUAUUCACCUUCAAAGUGGAUGAAACCGAUUGAGGUGGAUAAUAAGAUCGUCGUUUCUGAGAGUGUGAUUUACUCUGAUUCUGCCAGUCAUUCACCCCACUUUGGCGGUGUCGAUGGUUUUUCCUUUGUCUGGGAUAAAACCCACCGUGACGGGAGUCUGAAUAACAACAGUUGGUCUCAAAGUUUACCCGGCAUUGGUCUGAGUCAGACCUGGGCCUUGGUGUGUAACUUUGACCUUUGUGAGUUUGUUGAGGUCGAAAAGGUUUUGGAGGCCUGGUUAACCACUCAUUUGGAGGCUUAUCGGAGCCUGAAAAUACACAGUCUGAAGCUUCGUUCAGCUCCAUGGGCAGUGAUUUUGUCUCCAUAGCCAAGAGAGUAACGGGCUCUGCUUUCUUAGCCAAAGUUUGUCGUUGUUUGGCAAAACCUUUUACAGCAAGUUCACGAAGCUGUCGGCUAGUCGAAGUGUUUGGACAAGCUAAGACGCCAAGGUGAUGACUGGUGGUAGGGUGGAGGUUCUGGACGAACAGCGUUUUGAAGUUCAAGUCCUCCUCCAUUUCUGGUUCAUUUCGGAAACCAAAGUAAGCUUCGCGUAAGCGGUUAUAAUAAUGUUGGGGAGGUUCUGAUCUCCCUUGUUUAAUAGACAGAGCAGCAGAGAGGCCUGUCUGGGUCAAAUAGUCAGAAAACUCUUCAAUUAAUGCUUGGCAGAGCAAGUCAUAAUUAUUUCUGACAUGAUAAGGCUGUCGUUCUAGGAAACUGCUAACCUCUCGACUUGACGUCGCCUUAAUAAGGUAGAUUUUGUCAUCAACGGUUGCACCUGGAAAUUUCCGCAGGUAAAAGUCAAUGUCUUUCAAGUAGGUGCAGGUGUCAGUAGCACCUUGGUGCUCAGGUUCAAAGCAUGCUAUGUUACGAGCAAUUUUGUCAAGAUCCCUGUCUGAGGGAGAUGGUAAGAAGCCAUCAUGAGGAGGAGAGUAGGACUCUUGGUUUAAGGAUGACCUCUCAGGGUCAAGCAGGGUCCUGUCAUGAUGCUGAGAGAGAUACUUAAGAGUUGGUUUGGAAGGAAGUGAUGGCGCUCUCUCAGGAGGCUGAUCACCUAUCAUUUCUUCAAGAAACGUUUGCUCCAUGCGUUCUCUUUGGGCUCGACCUGACUGGAGGGAGCAUUGUAACUCUCUUUGGGCAUCUUCAAGUCCUUUGUCUGUCUUUUCUUGCCGUUCUUGACAAAGAAUUAACUGUCUUUGAGCUAUCUGGAGCUGGUGCUGUAAGGUAGAAGUUUGCUUCUCCUUAACUUCAAGAGCUUCAGCACGCACUUUGACCAGUGCUUUCAAAGCUUUUACAUCUUCUGUUGCUUGCUCUAGCAGGGAUUCUGACUGUAUCAGAUCCUCUGUGGUCUUAGCAAGAUGCUUACUGGCUUUGUCAAGUUCUUUCUCUUUUUGGUUAAGAGUUUUAUCAAGUCUUUCAAUCUUGUCUUUAAGAUCAAGAUUUUCUUCAUGACUUAUCAGUGAGGGAAGCUUUGACGCUUCACAUCUGGCACUGUGUUUUUCUAAAACACUUAGAGACUCCUUAGUCUCCUCUAGCGUCUUUUUCAGUGUGCUGUUUUCGUCUUUUUGCGCCUUUAUCUUUGCUAAAGCGCAUUCCAGCAAGCAGUCUUUAUACCCAAGCUGAGAAGACAUCACGACAGACAUGCAUCUAGUGAGCUCUUUGUCACGAAGUGUCGUGGUUAAGGCUGUUUCCAGUAGGUCAGCCAUUUCAUCCUCCGGAUUGGAGGGUUUGGCCUUUUGAAUCUUAGUCAUGUACUGAGGUAUCAGCUGACUAGUCAAGUUUGCCAACACUGUGUGUAUGUCCCUCAGGGGGUCUCCCUGGCUGGACUCUUUUGUGUUAGGCAUGUUUGGUUUUGGUAAAGAGGUGCAGCUGGUUGGUUGAUGAGUUUGAGUUGACUUAAAAUGAAAGGAAGAAGCACAAUAUCAAAUUAAGUGGGUUAAUCGACUUAAUUUAUCAGUGCUUGAUAAAGAGGAAGAGCCUAUCUGAGUAGAUAUCUAAUGGAGAGAAAAAUAACAUAAAUUAACUUCAUUUCAAUGAAAAUUGAAAUAAAACAAGGUGAAAUAAUGUUAAAUUAAAUUUAACAUCAGAUACAGAACCAUUGAAUAAAGGGUUCAAUUUGUCUCCGUGUUGCAGAGAUCAGCAAAGCUUAAAUAAACUGCCUGAUGCAGUUGGAUGAAUUUGAAAAAUCAAUGAAAUUGUCAAUUUAAGGAAUUAACUCUGAAGUUAAUUCACAAAUUGCAAUAAAUCCAAAGGUUCAACUACCAAAUCCAUCUGGAGUGUUAAAAGAAAUUUCAAAUAUUAAUUAAUUUGUUCAUUAAUUAAUUAAUCAAUCUUAUGAGGAGGGUUAAUACAUUCAUGUAUUAUAGGGAACAGUAAAACUGCUCAAUGAUGUGAUAAGUAACAACAAGAUCAGGUGAUUGAUUCAAGGAGUUACUUUAUCAAUACAUUAUGGAGGCUCUUAUAACAAAGAUAAAAAUCAAAAAUCAAUGAUCAAUGAUUUAGAAUAAGCACAUCAAACUUCAUCAACCAAGUCAAUCACUUGAAUUAUGUCUGUAGAGUGUUACACACUGACUACAGAGAGGCAGUACAGCUGGCUGAUACUGCAGGCAGAUAAGUGUUAGCUCAAUACCAAAAGCAACCAUGUGGGGCAGUAUGGAGUUGGGAGAACUGCACAAGCUCAACACUAGUGGAGAAGAAGAGGAAAGAGGAAACAGUCAUCCAACUAGCCUCUUGUGGCUGUGAGGAGUUGGGAAGUAUGAAGGAAGGGGCCUUUAGGCUCUGCCUCCUUGAAGGGCCUUAUCUGCUUAAGGCCACAUGGUCAGUCUCUCCACUGACAACAAAGGGUUAACAUUUCACAGCAGGCUGCGUCUGCACCCUCAAACAUAGAACUUUACACCAUCUUCUCAGGCAGAUUGGUUCAAUAAAAUCAUUUACAGGAACAAGAAUCAAAGUGGCAAAUCCUUAAACAGCAGAUUCAACUGCAGACUUUAAAAUCACAAAUGCGGUGAUUUGUGGACACAAAUUUUGUCUCAAUUCAAUCAAACAACAACCUCCCACUGUUACAGUGGUUUCCUGUGACAGGUAGUUAGUCUGUCAGGGGAAAGGAGGAAAUCUGAAUCCCAUAUAAUUACUAGAACUUCGUAGCAGACUAUAGAGACAAGAAUCAAAGUGACAAAUCCCUCAGCAGCAGAUUCAACUGCAGACUUUAAAAUCACAAAUGCAGCGAUUUGUGAUCACAAAUUUUGUCUGAAUUCAAUCAAACAACAGCCUCCCACUGUUACAGUGGUUUCCUGUGACAGGUAGCUAAUCUGUCAGGGGAAAGGAGGAAAUCUGAAUCCCAUAUAGUUACUAGAACCUCGUAGCAGACUACAGAGACUUCAGGGGCUUGAAACCACAGCUCGGAGCAUCGCGAACACUGGGUUCAGCCAAAGGCCUUAAAUACAAGCGUACGGCGACGCAACAAUCGUGCACUUAAAUAUUGGACAGUCUAGACAGAGCAGAAGAAGCAGUCUCACUGCUACUCAGAACAACAUUUCACGCUGUCCAGCUCAAACACAGACUACAGGCAUGUAGUACAAAAGUGUGUGAAACACAGAGCAUAAAGGUUUUAUGCAUAGAUCAGGAAAACAUCAGAACUUAGUCAAGCAACUUCAGCAAGCAUAGCAUUUAUUGUGAUUAAGUCUAGGAUAGCCUGGAAAUAAGUUUCUCUCAUCAAUUUGGAAGGCUAAGUUUUAGGUUGUCUGUUAGUAUCCAGAAGUUUUGUUUGAAACGCCUCACGCAGGGGCUCCAAAAUAUAUGUAGCGAUUUGAAAUGAGCCUCAUACGGUCGCACCAAAAUAUAUGUAGCGAUUUGAAAUGAGCCUCACAAGGCCGCACCAAAAUAAUACUGCAGCGAUUGGAAUUUAUAAUAAAUGUCUGAAGAUUAAUAAUCUCAAAUUAUGACAUUUAUGCACUCGUUGAAAGGGGCACCACCCACCCUUAAUGGUGGGAAAAUAAAGAAAACAAAGGUUUAAUUCAGAAAUCAAACAUCAAGUCAGUUUUAAUUAAUCAGUCUUAAUUAAUCAGUCUUAAUUAAUCAGUCUUAAUUAAUCAGUCUUAAUUAAUCAGUCUCAUAUCUUAAGUCGAAAUUCUAAUUUCAGGGACUCCACUUCUGGAAGAACACUAACAGACAGGAACUUAGAAAAAUAAUGAUCUGUUUAUUACAGGAUAAAUGAUGGUACAACACACAUGCAAUAAAUGAUAAGAUAAUGAGGAUAAAAUAAUAAUAGGUGAAUAAAUAAAGAUUCUGAGUCAGGCUAGGAGCACUAAAGUUAAUGAUAGUGAGUGAAUAUGCGCUAACAUAUUAACCUACACUAACUUUGGUGUCGAGAUAAACUCGGAUGUGGAUUUGGAGGAAUCUAAGAUCACCAGAAAUAGGUGGAUAUCUGAGUUAUGAACGCAUGAGACAGCACCAGCCCUCUUUAGAGCUCUGGAGGUUUGCAUACUUAAGUGAGACUGGUCCUUGGAGAAGAUGGAGCAGGUUCCGAAGGUCCGGGGCUACUGGCGGUUCGAGCGGUUCAGCUCAGAAGACGACUGAAGUCAGCCGAAGGAUGAGCCAGGAGUUGCAGCACUCGGGCCCGAAGCAAAGCCAGCGCCUGUGGAUCCUGUGGAUGCUCGUUUGGGUACUUCUUUGGUCUCACUCAAAAACUCUGGCACAGAGGAUGACCUGGGCCUGCUGGGUUGCGUUCAGAGGUGACUUUGAAAUCACGCAGAAAACUCAGAAAAACGAGGCUCGAAGAGCAGAGAAAACUUUCAAAAAUGGCUUCGCGAAAUUAAAGAAAAAUCAAUCAAAGGCUUAAUCUUGAAUUGCUAUGCGCACAAAAAGUUGAAGUUUCAAAACUUGAACUAAGACGAUGUUAAAGAAAAAUCAACGUGAAUCAACACGUGGCGUAAAACUUAGAAGACUAAGAAAAAGUUCUAAGAGAAAAUAAAGAAACGCACCACAGAAGGGUGUGGGCAGAAGAGAAGGGGCAUAAGAGCCGGGGACAAGAGAGUCAGCAGAAGAGCAGAAGCAUAAGCGGAAUGAGAGACAUAAGAGGAAUAAGAGAGAAAAAGAGCUAAGAGAGCGUAAGAGAGUGAGCAACCCCACUCCACUGGUUUUAUCUUCUCACACUGGGAGUGUCUGAGGAGAAAGAGGAGGGGUCAUCGGGUCUCUGAUUAUUUGAUCUAACUUAUUCUUUUGGCUGGUAAAAGAGUCAGAUCUGAUACUCACUCACUAUGAUUAAUAUCAUUGAAUGCUUGGUUUCAUGAUAAAUAAUUUGAUACUAAACACAUAUGAAUGAAGUGUAGGAUCACAUCAAACAUUCUCAUUAUAUUUUAAGUAUCACAUUGAACAUGCUAAAUUACUCUGAAAUGAAACAGAUAGUAACACAUGGAAACUGUGAACAACAAAAGAGUAAACACAUGUGAAUGAACGUCAUCAUGAUUAAUAAUGGAUUCUAAAUACUCACAUUCAGAUUAUUCAGUGACAUUAUAACCACCUAAUGGUUAAGAUACUAAAUAAAUAACUAAAAUAUAAACCAAACAUUUCUAAACUAUUUCUGUUACUUAGAGUAAACUUAGGAUUCAUAGUCAAUAAAUUUAACUCUUAAAAGUUCAUGAAACAGUCUGAAAAGCUGUUGGUCUAAAGAACUAAAGAAUAAAGAUUUAUUCUGUCAGAUAAGAUAACUUGGCUUCUGAAGCACAUAGAAAAACGGGAAACAUCUCAUUUUAACACAAAUUUCAUGAUUAGACAGAUUAGUACAUUGCUGAAUGCGUAAGAUGUCAUGAUCAGUCAUUUGUAUUCUUUCACCAAAGGAAUGCAGUCUUUAUCAGUGUAUGGUCGAGCAGGGUUUUACGACCGAGGUCUGGAGGUCAGUGUCCCCCCUUAUCCUGGAGUCCGUAUGUUCACACACUUUAAGACGCUAAAUCUCAAAUGGGAGAUCUGGGUUGAGACGUUAAUGUUUAUUUAGAUGGUCAGUAAUGGAGUCAGUUUGAAAGGUAAUAAAAACUCUGUCUCUGUUCGCCGAACUGACCAAUCCUGAAGAGUCAGAGGUUUAGUCAACCUCCGGUUGGGUCACUUAUUUAACCUGAAAGUGCAAACACGUCUGGAAAGAUUUAUAUCCUGUUUCCUGGGACCAGAUAAGGAAACUUUCCUGUAAGGAAUGUGUGGGUUUCACAUCCAGGGUUGUCUUGAUUGCUACACAACGAAUGUAAUGCCAAUACAUGUUUAAAUGGUAUCGAGGGACCCCUUUAUAUGUAAAAUGAUUUUAAUUUUAGUAUGCUCAAAUUGUAAUUACAGAUGUAAUUACGUUUUUUUAGUGAGGAAUUGGGAUCGAUUUUUUAGCCACGGCCUGCUAGCUGGACGUCGUCAGCUGUAGAGGCCUGCCAAAAUGUAUUGUGUGACUGAGUUAUGAAUCACAGAUGAAUCAUCAUCAUCAAUCAUAUGUUGAGAUGGUUACUUAUGGGCUUUAUUUUAGAUUUCAGCCUUUAUCAGUUUCCGAUGUUAUGUGCAAUUUAUUAUUUUUCGACUAACAUAAGUGCUAUGUAAUUUGAUUUCUGCUUAUGGGAUGAUAGAGUUAAGGGGCCGCUACUUUUUAAAUCCUGUCAGCAUUUAAGGCGUAUGUUUAACAUGGAAAAAUGUUAUACAGGCCAUGCUGCAAGACCAAAACAUUGCACAAUUGUUUAAACAGCUUGUAACACCUGUUACUUACCACUUUAUUGUAUUAUUUUCUCUUAUUAAAAAGUAACACGUGUUACCAAACUUGUCUUAUUUCACUUUUAUUUGUCAUCUAGACGCUAAAUAUGCGUACGUGACUUUGACGUGUACACAGUAAUCCAAUAAGAGUUGCAAAUGUUGACUUUUUACGGUUAAUUUUAAUAUUUACCUCUUAAAUGCGCGCUCACUGCAGUCUGCCCCGUUGAAGAGCAUGGACAGUGCAGGCUGCGUUUGGAACUAUGGAGGGGUACAUGAACCACGUGACCGCUCCGGCGGCGAGAUCUGAAGUUGUCGCCACUCUGUUUAAUCCAUUGCUCUGGUUCGACUCAAAAGAAGAGUCACGUGACCGAGCUGUACACAGAGUCCUCACUGAAAACCUGGAGUUAGAGAGAAGGUUCAGCUCUGUGAGAGUGAAAGGCGACAAUGAACCAACCUCAGCGGGACCUUGAGAACAGACGCUCCACAAACACGCCACCGCCGCCGUCCUUCAACGACUUCCUGUACUGAUGUGAUGAAAUGUUUCUGUUACAUCCUGAACAAAUGAACUCUCUCGCAGCUCUAAAAGCUCUUUCUAAGAGUUCUUCUCCUCAAGGACGCUUCAGCUCUGCAGAUGGACUCACAUCAAAUUUAUUAUCCUCCCACUCCAGGUGGAAAUACGGCGCUUUUCACCCUUUUAGCAUCCGCCAUCUUUGUAGCGUGAUAAUGACAUGACUGACAGCUGUCUUCUGUGACGGGUUUGACUUCUAUUAGCUCACAACCUUUUUAUUCAAACACCAAAAUGAGAUGGUUGGUCCUGUUGUUGAGAGUUUAGAGGUCAGAGUGUCAUCAGCAUAAAAUCGUUUUACGUCACGAUCAGAAAAAUCAGCGAGAAAUUAUGAAUAAGAAUCGAGAAACAAAGCGGUCCGAAGAUCGAGCCCUGAGGAACACCACUCAGCGGUGACAGACAGAUGUUAUCCAGAGGAGUGAGUUAGUCAGAGCGUUUACAUGAACGUGUCCUCCUCCCCAACACUAGGGGGCGAUAUGGGUCUUUACAACCGUCAACAACAACAGCAGGUCGGUGUCAGACGUCAGAAGUGUCUACAACUGCUGCUGGGCAUUUUGGAGAAACAAGAAGAUGGAGCAUCGUACAGCGUUGUUUUUGUCCGACAUGAUGGACGCGCUACUUUUUCUAAAGAGGAGACCAACGCUACUCCUCUACUCUGGGGGUUUGUUACGGGGUUACGGAGGCGUGGCUUCAUACUCCGACUACGCUGGUUACAUGGUAGAGAAAAUCGGAUUCCAAUCUCAUUUUCUGGGCGUCUUAAUCAGAGUUCUCAAACUCCGAUCAUAUUCGGACUAAAGUGUUUAUAUGACCUUCAGUUGUCCGGUCUUAGUCGGAAUAAGGCGAUAAUUCGGUUUUCUCGAGUGUCAUGGAAACGGACUGAAUGACGUCCAAUUCUGUGUUGAAAGGACAACUGGACUUAGUUGAGACGUCUCCCAGUUGUCCUUUUCAUGCGUUGAUUCCCUCUCCAGAGUCAUGUGACUAACCUGUUGGACAUCGUUGGUUUGAAAUCAUCAGAAAACCAUAAAAAUCUGUUUUAUUUCCGAUCAUUUUAACCCUGAAAUGUCUUUUAAACUUCGUCCCUCAGAGUUCGGAGUUCUCCGACGAUAAUCCGAGUUCUCAAACUCCGAUUAUAGUCGGACUAAAGUGUUUACAUGACCUUCAGUUGUCCGGUCUUUAUCGAAUAAGACAAGGUUUCCUCGAGUGUCGUGUAAACGUACUGACUGAGUCAAAUUAGCAGAAAAAUCAUUUUAAUAACGAUGUUUGUUUCAGUAAGUGUUAGGGUAUUGAUAAGGUAUUGAUAAGGUAUUGAUAGGGUAUUGAUAGGGUAUUGAUGGGUAUUGAUAGGUAUUGAUACGGCUGUAACGUUAGCUGAGUCGAUGUUUCGUGGAUGUCUCUGUUCUCACAGUUUCUGGUUCUCCCUCUCUUCCUCGAGUUUUUCAAACAAACCCCGCCCUCUUCGAUUGUCUCCCUCUUGGUUUUUGACCUUUUUUCUCUCUACAGAUAAAUCUGCGUGAUUCUAAAACCUCAGGUUUCCUGAACAUGAAUAUUUUGGUCUUUACACCGACCUGACGUCAGCAUGAGUUCUGCUGCAGGAAAACGCUGAUCUGUGUUUGCAGUUUUUGAAGCGUUUAAAAGAGUCUCAGCUCAGUUUUGGGACUUUCUGCUGCCGCCAUCAGUCCGUAAACGUGCGGCGGCGGCGGUGACCUGCUGUAAAUACAGUACGCAGCUGAAAACCUCUGAGCAGCUCUCAGGAAAAACACUCUGCCCUCCUGGAUGAACAACCAUGAUUCACAUGCUGCACACACACACACACACACACACACACACACAGAGCGGCGUGCUCGUCCACGUGAGAGCGCUGACACAGCCACUCGUGCUCUCACAACACGCUGAAAAUUUAAUUCGGAUGAGUCGCAGGUUUGGAUGAGUGUCGCGUGAAACAGCAGGAAACGGGGAGCGAGCGGGUGAAGCCCGGGGGACACCACACACACACACACACACACACACACACACACACACACACACACACACACACACACACACACACACACACACAGAGGAGUCUUUAUUUAAAGCUGAGCGGACUGUGAGAUCAGGAGACUGAAGCUCAGAGUCUGAGUUUUUAUCUCGCCGUCGUCUCUUCGGCGUGUUUUUAAAAACAGAAGUUUGAUCGUCUCGCUCUCAGAGGUUUGAGGAGCUUUAAAAUGAGGUCCUAGUUUCCAUGUUUUACUGGAUUGAACUGCAUUUCCCAUGAGCACCGUCACCUGCUGUGGUAACCAUUAACGGCUCCAUUUUCCAUUCUGUUUGCGUCUGUAACUUCUUCUUCUUCUGUGGUGCUGUGCGUCACAGGUGGUGUUGGAGGACUACCUUCAGCGGAUCAGGAGGGCAGAUUUUGAUGUUUUCAACCCCAGCCUGCAGAAGAGGAACCCCCUCAUCCCCCUCCAGCUUUACUUCCGGUCCUGGAAGAACACCUACUGACACCAGACCACCACCACCUCCACCACCACCUCCUCCACCUCCGUAGAUCCUCCUAUGAGUCCAGAUCUUCUGCUGCCUCUGGAGGCUGCAGGACUGACCAGAGACUGAACUCCUCCUCGGUCUGGAGACUGAUCUGUAGCAGGUCUAUGAAGAAACCAGACUUGAUUUAACCCCUGAGAUCUGCCUCCUUCAAUAAAGACCACCUCCACCAAUCAGACCAGAGACACCUGCUGUCGUUUCUCAACCCGCUCUGACUCCUUUAGAGACUCCGCCAAAAAACAAAAAAACAAAAGACUAAAAAACGGAGGUCCGGGAUCUGAUUUAAAGAUGUUUUCUGCAGGUUUACAUGAAAAUAUUUCUCUUUUUAGAAACUUUAAAGUCCUGGUUGACGAUCUGAUCUUCAGUUAAAAAACACUGAGCAGAUUUGAAGAAGCCUGACAUGUCAGAGACGAAUCCGAGUUAUUUCUGUAACAUGAGAUAAAAGGAGAUAAAAAUGACCUGUUCGACUAAAA